Molecule: messenger RNA, 201 nt
Organism: Rotaria socialis
Lineage: Eukaryota; Metazoa; Rotifera; Eurotatoria; Philodinida; Philodinidae
Source: the annotation of a GenBank genome assembly
AUGGCUAUUGAUAUGAUUGUGGCAAAUGAAAGCGAAAUUAAUCGCUUAAAUGUAUUAAUUCAGAACCGUCAACAACUGUACGAAAAUGAUCAGUUGAAUGAUGAAGAAUAUAAACAGCUGAUGAUUGAUUUGGGUCGUCGUGUUAUGCUGCAAUGGGAUGUAGAAAAAUUAAAGCUAGAACGUGAUGGUCGUGCACACUAA